Messenger RNA from Acanthaster planci (crown-of-thorns starfish), 2064 nucleotides. RefSeq names its product fas apoptotic inhibitory molecule 1-like. Lineage: Eukaryota; Metazoa; Echinodermata; Asteroidea; Valvatida; Acanthasteridae. Gene Ontology annotation, biological process: negative regulation of extrinsic apoptotic signaling pathway via death domain receptors. The record is from RefSeq and is a predicted model, not a curated record.
UUUUUUUUCUUCUGCUUCUGUUUUGCAGUGGGUUGCACUCAUCCGCUGUUACGACUGUUGAGUUCUGUUUGCUAGUGACUAAGGAACUGAUUGAGUCUGGUAGCGAUGGCAGAUCUUGUGGCUGUCUGGGAGGUAGCACUCAGUGAUGGGAUACACAAAGUGGAAUUUGAACAUGGAACAACAUCAGGAAUGAGAGUCAUUCGUGUGGACAAUAAGGAAAUUCUGCGGCGGAAUUGGAUGUUCAAGCUUGUUGGGCGGGAGCACUUCAAAAUCGGUCCGUGCAAGGCGUGCAUCAACAUUGACACCUCGGGAGGAUUCGCCUACGAGUACACGCUGGAGGUGAACGGCAAGUCCCUCAAGGAGUUGAGAGAACAGCGUAGCAAGAUGGCCAGAGUCUGGUUGACCGUCAUCGAUGGACAUCAGUUCAGGAUUGUCUUGGAAAAAGACAGCAUGGAUGUUUGGUGCAAUGGCCAAGUCUUGGAGACAGCGGGCGAGUUCGUGGAGGACGGCACCGAGACACAUUUUACCCUGCCCAACGGCCUGGCCUGCUACAUCAAAGCCGUCAGCAGUGGUAAAAAGAAAGAAGGAAUCAUCCACUCCCUGAUCAUCAACGAUAACGAGAUACCAGAAGCUGUAGAGUAAGCCUUUCAAUCAAUUUGAUGCUUCUUUUGAUGCCGAAGAAAAUUGUACAAGAUUGGAUGGAGUGGAAGGAGAGUCAGGAAUAGACACCAGGAAAUGCUGAGAAUAGGGACUUGGAUUGAAGGAAGGCGAGACUCACGAAAAACAAGAUGGUACCAAGCCCUGGGAUGUGUUUUGAACUUAAUACCAAUUUCAUCAUUGGUAUUGGCAAAGUCUUUUGUCAGCAACUACUUACAAAUGUGUUUCCAGUGCAAGAUUCUAUGAUUGCUGCAAAGCUCUCUAAAGGAAGAUUUACUGUGACUUAGGUUUCAAUAGAAAUCUUGUAGAAUAUACAUGUGUGUAAAAGAAAUUGGAGGUAUUUUUAGUUAUUCCGUAAGAUUUAAAAUGUAUUCAGUACCAUGUUAGAAAAAUUAAAAAUAUAUACUUUAAUAACAAUAAUAUGCAAAAUCCACACCUUGGUAGAAGUAUAAUAUUUUUAUAUCAAAUUCAAUGUGAUGCAAAGAUUGAAGUGGGUCGUUAUGUACAUGAACAUGGCGGAAAAAGUGAAACUAUUAAUUAAAUGGACUGGAAUAGACAGGUUGAUUUCACUGUAUUGAUGGUUGUACCUGAAAGCAGUUUUUAGAUAGUGAGAUUUUCUGACCUGUAAUUUCUAAAACAAAUAGCUUGACCUAGCAUGUCACACACAUUUGUAAUGAAGCCAGUUGGCAUGACCGGUAUGGUAGUGGUUGUACACUGUUCAGACUCACACAGGAUGUCUCUGAAGGCUAGACCUUGUUUGAUCCGAGCCCAGCCUACUACUUGUUCAGGCCAGGAUCCCUCUCUAAAGGUCAACAAAAGGUGAAGAAUGCAAGAAAAUGGCUGAAAUGAUUUGGUUCCACAUGAGGCUCUCGUUUGGGCUGUGUGCACACUACACGAUAUCACGGGCCAACUAGCAAUUUGAUUCUGUCCUUGUGGUCAGAAAGGUACAUUUUAUUGGCAAAGGUCUGUGGAAUUCAACUUCAAUGCUCUAAAAAAUUAGCAGUUUCAAAUGUUUGGGGUUUUUUUUGGAACCACUCAGAACUUGGCAAAAUUUGUUAUGAUAGUGUAUGGUUCAACAGAAAAAACAAUUUCAUUUUUAACACUUCAACAUUUCCUUCUAUAAAAUUGACUGUUAAAAUCAGGCAAGAAUUUUUUGUAUGGUAAAAACCACUUUUGUAUUUCCUUUGUUUUGCCGCACAGUAGCCCGAGAACAAAAAUCAUGAAUAGCAGAAUUUCAUCUCAGAACACAUGGGAACACAGUGUCUUAUGUCGGGUGACGUUUCAUUGUUGACUUGGGGUUUGAUUUUGCAAAGUUGACAUCACUUCAGUAUAAAUUUGUACAAUUUUUUCCCCUAAUGACAGGCAUGCAACUUGUAGACUAGGACAAAACACAAGGAAAUUCCAAUC